Molecule: messenger RNA, 4301 nt
Organism: Lindgomyces ingoldianus
Lineage: Eukaryota; Fungi; Ascomycota; Dothideomycetes; Pleosporales; Lindgomycetaceae
Exons: 1
Coding region: 1-4143 (1380 amino acids)
Biological process (GO): protein phosphorylation
Molecular function (GO): protein binding; protein kinase activity; ATP binding
Source: RefSeq, a predicted model, not a curated record
AUGGCGGACGAAGACAAAUGGGGUUUUCCGAUUUCGUGCGCGGCAGAUGCCAUGGGAGGGACGGCUCAACCCUCAAAGGGAGCCGAGAAAGACGAAUGGGGCUUCCCCAUCAAACCCAACAAGGCCGCAAUAACACCGCCCAAGAUACCACAAGCCGUCGCCGAUGAAGAUGAAUGGCGAUUUGAUGGCGAGGCGAAGCCGGAGGGUAAUACAAGUCGCAAGACAACUGGGUUCGCGAAAGAGGAGGACGGGGACUUUCCCACCACCAACGCGACACAAACGUCGGGCGAAGAUACGUCGGAUUUACUGAAGAAGUGGGGAUUCGAAGAUGGGGAAGAGCUCAAGACUCCAAAAAUUGCCCUAGAAGGCAGAUCAUCUUACACCAAUGCUGUGGGAUCUCUCUUCGAAGGCUGGAAAACAGCUACAAGGUCCGGAAAGCAGGGCACAUCACUCUCAACCUUCACAACCAUCCUCUCCAACCUUGACAUCUGGGGUCCACAGCAUCUUCUAGUUUCAAAUCUAAGGGACAUGGCUUUUGAAAUUGGCCAAGGCACGCAAUUUACUGUCUUUCGCGACCGGCAAUCUGCUGAAGCAGACGACGCUUCAGGGAAGAUUGUAGAAGGGAAGGGGAUGGUCAUCAAAAGGGUGCGGAUAUCGAAAGCCGCUUUGAAGAGCCAGAAAGAUCUCGCGGCGAAUGAGCAGUAUUUACAGACUUUGCGACAUCUCGAGCUCGAGGUUUUAAGCUUGGGCUUGCUGCGUCAUCGCAAUAUCGUCAGACUCUUGAGUUGGGGAUAUGACUAUGAAGAUCGCUAUACGCCGAUACCCGUCCUGUUCAUGGAAGCGGCUCUAGCUCCAUUGACUACCUUUUUGCAGGCCGAGAAAGGUGGAGAAGGUGUUUUGGCAAGCGCUGGAAAUAAGAAGUGGGACAUCAAGUACCACCUCGCUCUCGAUGUUGCCGCGGGUCUUGAAGCGAUCCACAGUUUCAAUAUCAUUCACGGAGAUAUUAAACCGGACAACGUUCUAGUCUUCGGGACUGAGGACCCAAAGGUACCCUACGUGGCGAAGCUGAGCGAUUUCGGCGUUUGUGUGGAUAUGCGGAGUCAAGAGCAACUCAUCACAGCUGAGACAUACCUUGGGACAGAGGUGUGGACUGGAAGCGAAGUGGGAAUUGGACAAUGGAACGAUGCGGUCCAUGGCGAGUUUCACCCAGAUCUGCUGAAGCGAUGCGACUCCUACAGCUUUGGUCUUCUGCUCCUCUCCAUAUUCGGCACAUACGGCGACCCGCCUUUGAUCACUAAGGAGACUGGACCGGACAGGGCGUUCGGACUCUUCAUGGAGAUCCAGGAAGUAAUUGAAAAUGCAAAAGGAUGCCCGCAGGAUCUUGUCCAGAAGUUAAGGGAAGCGACCAAAAAACUGCUCGCUAUCAAGCCGGCCGAUCGACCUUUACCAUCACCCCUGCUUUUGCAAACGGAGCUUCCAAGUUACGCCGAGUUUCUUCGACUCACUGCGCUGUCUGCACAAGAGAGUCGGAGCGUGCGAAGCAGGGGUCACGCAUACUGGUUUGCACUGGAUAUGAACUUACUUAAAUCUCUUGACCAACAAUACGCCCAAGCGGAAGAGAGCGGCAAAGGGAACUCGUUCUCCCCGGAAACACUCUUUGGUAUGGCAGAGGCCUGCGCGAAUCAACCAAUCGAUGACUGGGUAGCCAAGGUGCUCAAGUAUGUGCGUGCGGCAGCGCUCCGCGGGUACACUCCAGCAAAGGCUGUCUGCGCCAAAGUUUUCGAGGCUUUAGGGAAGGAAUUGGAGAUCGACGAAGCGACACUGCAGGAAUGGACAAAGACUGCUGUAUCAGACGGGUAUCUCUUCGCGCAUCAUCUAUUCAUUGAUAGUACAUUGUACGCAGACGAGUGGAGAACAUUCCGCAAGAACGGUGGAUACUGUGCGGAUGCCUUCUUGAGCAUGUCGAAAGUCCUAGGCGUGGCGAAAGACAGCGAAAGGCUGAAAACGUGGCUCGCGGAUAAUACCAUCGACACCGCCGUAGAUUCGACUGGCAACACAAUGGUACACGUCUGUGCUGCACUCGGACAGACGAGAAUGCUCGAGAUUCUCUUACCAAGAUGCAGUCUUGAGCUUCAGAACGGAAAUGGAGAGACACCCUUGUACAAAGCAUGCCAGGCCGGCCAGGCAGAAGCAGUCCGAGUGCUCUUGGACUACGGUCACAGGGCCACUCCCACGAAAGGCACAGACAUCUCACCAUUACACUGGCUCUUUGUUUUCGCGGACGAAGACAUACCUGCCGUGGCCACCGCUCUGGUAAAGCAGGGGGGUGCCGACGUCAAUCAUAUGAUGAAACCCCCUCGGCCAAACAACCGACCAGAGCGGUUGCAGAUAAGACAUUUCCCCUUUGAGCUUCCCCUUGGCACGCCAUUUCACUGGGCAGCCUUCGCACGCAAGCGGAAAGCAAUGGAGACUUUGUUGGAGAUCGGAGCCGACAUUAAUGCAACUUACGAUAAUGGUAGCCACCGGACCACACCGCUCGCUCUUGCAGUCUUUACCGGAGAUGUUCCUGUCGUUAGAUUUCUUCUCGAGAACGGUGCGCAUGCGUCUGUGCCCAAUAAGGAAGGGGAAACCCUUUUACAUCUUAUGAGCUACGGUGCUGGGAAUGAAGAGGGCUUGUCCGCCAGGAAAUGGGAUAGCUGGAUCAGGCAUGGUAGCUGGGAGAAACGCCUUCAGGCUAGCAAAGAGAUUGUGGAGCUAUUGACGAAGCUGGGCAUGGAUAUUGAAGGAAAGACUACAACAUACGGCAAUUACACGCCCCUGUAUACUGCAUCUGACACAUUUUUCCGCAAAGAACAUGUUGUCUGGGCCUUGGUCGACGCCGGGGCAAACACUGCCGUCACAAAUCGCGUGGGGGAAAAUCCGUUGCAUCGCUGGUCUGAGAUGGUACAGGGAGACCUCCAGUAUCCGCACGUGUACCAGGACCUCUUGCGUCACCUAAUCAGACAUACGAAAGAUCUUAACACCAAAGGCGGGUCGCUCGAAGAGACAGCGUUACACAUGAUCCAACUGCAGCGGAUACCGACCAAGGAGCUUCUAGAGCAGAUGGCGCUCUUCUUUGAGGAUCCCGAUCACAGCGCGGAUGUUAACUCGCGAAAUCGAUACGGAUAUACAGCGUUAUCGAAUACGUGUAUGAGUUUAGAAGCAGAAGGCCUGCAAGAGCGUAUCGCCUUCCUUCUUCAACACGGUGCGAGGCCGGACAUUAUGAACAACUUUGAGGAGAAUGUCAUUCAGGCUGUCGUGGGCACCUACAGUCUCAUGGACAGGGACUCCUUCGAGGCAUUGAAGCUUCUACUAGGCCACCAAACGUUCACGCCUGUGACACUGCAAUCCUUCAUCAACGAAACCAACCUCAAAGCACUGGCGAACUGCGCGAUCCACGGGCGUUUUCAGACGCUAUCGUACCUACUUGAUCUUGGUUUCAAGGAACGUCUCAACGAAAUCGUAGAGAUCGAAGGCAACAAAACGACCGUAUUAGACCAAGCAUUCUUCGCGGCAGAUGUUGCGCGCUUGACCUACAUCCAGUACGCAAGCGAGUUGCUUACAGAGGAGGAGGUUCUGGAGGCAGACAAGAACAACCAACUCUACACUACCAACGCUGGAAUUCGCGGUACAUAUGGCGGUGCAUCCGCACUUCGGGCUCGGGAAUCAUACUGGGCAUUUCCGAAGAUCCUUGCGCUUCUGAAAUCGCAGGGUGCGAGACGUGUGGAGCAGAAAGGUCGAAGAGGACCCACGUGGACCGACUGUAUACAAUUGCCCAGGUUUGGAAUGAAGAAGGAGACGCAGCCGAAUCGUGAAUACUGGACGUCUUUGUAUGAUUUCGAGGAGUUGCAGGAGGGAUGGGAAGAAAGCGCAUGGGAGUCGUUUAAGGAGAGUAACCCGGGGUAUUUUAGGGAAGAUGGGUUUGAUGUGCCGGUCAUGGUGUUUGAACAGUGGCCGGCAAUUGCCGAGAUGUUGCCCGGGAGGGACGGGUGGUAUAGGGGAAUUCUGAGGGGUGGAAGGAAAGUUGAGGUUCAAAUGGGAGAUGGGAAGAUACAGGCGUUGAGGGACAUGAAGGGUAGGCCACUGGGUGUGCAUGAACGCUGAAGGGACGAAAGGUCUAUGCCUAAAAUCUGAUUUCUAGACCUUGAGAUUUUCUUGUCUCAACGACUCGUGGCUUGCCCAACGAUCAUAAACUAGGUACAGAGCCUCGUGACUGCUUGGGGGCAAUCUGUCACUUCUCUCAAUACAGAGGCUUCCGCAGC